AUUGUACUGAUCAAAUUAAGUGUACCUGUUACAUAUUAUUACUAGGUAAGUAUUAUAUAUUAUAAAGGAACAUCUUUGUCAAUUCAUAGAACAAUACACAUUUCAAUACAAUUAUUAUUCGUAGGAAGGUAAAAAAUGUCUAGUUAUUUAUGAAUUAUUACUGAAAAAAAAGAAUUACUUUAAAAUUUGGGGAGAGAUAUAUAGCUCAUUCAUCUUAGGAUGAUAAUAAUGCUAUUGAGGCGCUCAUAUCAAGCGUUUGAAUUUCAAACCACAUCCCUCUUAUAAUCUCUUUAUAUUUCAAUAAGAAAAUCAUAAACACUAAAAUGCAUACAAUCAUUGAAUCAUACAUGAUUAACUAAUAAGUGUCAUAUACCUACUCAAUCCCAUCCACAACAUGCACUCAUAGUUUAUACACACAAUUAAUAUAGAAUCAAAUGCAAUAUUCUCAGUUCUCACAUGCUCUAGUAGUCUAGUACACACAAACAAGUACAGUGUAAAUAAACAAGCUUCAAACACAAAAUACAAAUGAAAGAAAAUGCCUUAAACGAAAUUAUAUUUUAGAUACUAACACAGUAAGCCGGCAGAGCCACAACAAAUCUCGACAUAAAAAGUCUUCAGACCUGCUCUCCGAUCUACACAUUUAGUUUGCAUUCGAUAUUAUACAUUUAAAACUUUUAGUCAACUAAGCAUUUUUAGUUGAACUAUUUUUAAUAUGGAAAUUGGUAUUAUAUUGAAAAAAUUAUAAAUUAAUUAUUAUCUCAGCCUAUUUGUGUCAUUGGCAAUAAAAAAAGGCUUACAUACGAAUUUAAGGAGCUAUACUGUUAAUUCUACUUUAAAUUUUAAUGUACUAUUCGUAAGGCCCAUCAAUAUAUAUUACACAACUUGUAGUUGCUAAAAAAAUUAACUGUUAGUUAAUCGUGCGAUGCUAAAAUUAUGCAUAAAACUAUUUCUUUUUUCCAUAUAGAUACAAGUUAAAUAAUAUUUUAAAUCACGAUUGUUUCGCUACUCUAUAAUGAUGUUUUGAAUAAAGUGCAAUAAGUACUUAUCAUUAACCUGUAAAUUGUUAAUGUUUAUCGCAUAUUGUACCCACAGAUCGAGGAUAGGGGUUGCAAAUGCUGCAGUAGAUAAUUGAUUCACGAAUCAAUUAGAUUAAAGAAUGUUGAAAAAUGCCGUUACUUACAUUUCAAAUACAGUACUGCCACUACGACAUUACGAAUUACUGCGACUACAUUUUGGAACCCCUACCUAGGUACCUCACCAUCAACUUUGAGUUGACGAAUGCGUUCCUUGAUUAAAACACAUGCUCACAUUGGCUAGACGGAACCACCUCCAUGUGUUUUGCGCCGGAACAACGAUUUUUGCAAUUCCACAUUCUACGGAAGCGAAAGGCGUUUACUUAAUUUUAUAUUUUUCUCGUCCGUUCGGCGUUUGUUGAUACUCAACAUUUCCGUUAUUACAGUUCUCCGAGAUGAAGAACGUCUAUGGAAUCCUCCUGCUGUGCAUCCACCUCGCUUAUUCUCAAAGGACACCAAUGAUAUCGCAUAUUACGCAACAACGUAUAACAGAUAUUGGCGAUACGACUGAAUUGACAUGCACAGUUUUAUAUGCUUCUGAUUUCAAUAUUUUGUGGACUAAGAUUGACAAAGAAAGAUCUACUGAUCCUGUUACGUUUUCAUCUGGAAGUACACUUAUCAUCAGGGAUUCAAGAUUAUCAUUGAGAUAUGAUAUGCAUAGCAAUAGUUACUCAUUACAGAUUAUUGAAAUCCAAGAAACUGAUGCCGGUUUCUAUCGCUGUGAUGUCAAUCUUGGGAUGAACAACAAAUUAUCAGCUGAAACCGAGUUAGUAGUACGGAGGCGCCCAUUUAUUUCUGACAACUCAACUAGAUCGUUGAUUGUAAACGAAGGUCAACCAGUAAAACUAGAAUGCUAUGCUGGUGGAUACCCUAGUCCAAAAGUUUCCUGGAGGCGAGCAAACAAUGCAAUUCUAUUUAAUAAUAUUUCAAUAUAUCGAGGAAACAUUUUAAAAAUUGAUUCUAUUACAAAAGAGGAUCGAGGAACGUAUUUCUGUGUUGCUGAAAAUGGUGUUGGUAAAGGUGCUAGGCGUAAUAUUGCCAUAGAGGUCGAAUUUGCUCCAGUCAUAACAAUUCCUAAACGUCACUUGGGACAAGCUUUACAGUAUGACAUGGAUCUCGAGUGCCAUGUUGAGGCAUAUCCUCCACCAGCUAUAAUUUGGUUAAAUAAUGGAGUACAACUAACCAAUAAUCAACAUUACAGAAUAUCACAUUUUGCUACCACAGAUGAAACAACAGAUACUACAAUACGAAUCAUCACAAUUGAAAACCGUCAGUACGGAGAUUAUGUCUGCAAAGCAUCAAAUGUAUUAGGAACUACUGAAGUCACAGUUACUCUUUAUGAAACUAUCAUACCAGUGUGCCCGCCAGCCUGUGGCGAACUAUCAUCAUUGCACUUAAAAAACUCCUCUAUCAAAAUGACUAGUGCUUAUGUUCCUUUCUUGAUUGCUAUUUAUUUAUUUUUUGUGUACUCCAACUUUUAAAUUAUCAUACCAUUUAUAAAAAAAUGUAUUAAUGAGUUACGAACAUUAUUUUUCCUCUAAUUUUCCAUACAUAUAUUUUGUUACCAUUUUUGAUUUUAGAUUAUACAAAUGUCCAAAAUGUAUUUUAUACAACUGUUAUUUGUGCUUUUAUUAAAUUAAAUUUCUUAGUAUUAAAAAAUUAAAUCAAAAUGUUAAGCAUCAAGACUGCAGUUCUAAAUAUUAUAUGUAGGUUGGAAACCCUGUAGAUAAAUAUUACUUACUAUUUGUAUAUAUGACUAUGCACUAUGAAUAUAAUAUUAUACUUUAAUGCUUAUA
This is a messenger RNA of Myzus persicae (green peach aphid), 2869 nucleotides long. RefSeq names its product lachesin-like. Gene Ontology annotation, molecular function: axon guidance receptor activity. Gene Ontology annotation, cellular component: neuronal cell body; plasma membrane; axon. The transcript has 6 exons. NCBI's taxonomy places the organism in Eukaryota, Metazoa, Arthropoda, Insecta, Hemiptera, Aphididae. The coding region runs from base 1469 to 2554 and encodes 361 amino acids. Gene Ontology annotation, biological process: homophilic cell-cell adhesion; synapse organization. The record is from RefSeq and is a predicted model, not a curated record.